Molecule: messenger RNA, 982 nt
Organism: Procambarus clarkii (red swamp crayfish)
Lineage: Eukaryota; Metazoa; Arthropoda; Malacostraca; Decapoda; Cambaridae
Source: RefSeq, a predicted model, not a curated record
AUGUAAACAGGACCAGCUGGAUAUUACCAGUGCCUCUAGAUGUGAACAGGACCAGCUGGAUAUUACCAGUGCCCCUAGAUGUAAACAGGACCAGCUGGAUAUUACCAGUGCCCCUAGAUGUAAACAGGACCAGCUGGAUAUUACCAGUGCCCCUAGAUGUAAACAGGACCAGCUGGAUAUAACUAGUGCCUCUAGAUGUGAACAGGACCAGCUGGAUAUUACCAGUGCCCCUAGAUGUAAACAGGACCAGCUGGAUAUUACCAGUGCCCCUAGAUGUAAACAGGACCACCGGGAUAUUACCAGUGCCCCGAGAUGUAAACAGGACCAGCUGGAUAUUACCAGUGCCCCUAGAUGUAAACAGGACCACCGGGAUAUUACCAGUGCCCCUAGAUGUAAACAGGACCAGCUGGAUAUUACCAGUGCCCCUAGAUGUAAACAGGACCAGCUGGAUAUUACCAGUGCCCCUAGAUGUAAACAGGACCAGCUGGAUAUUACCAGUGCCCCUAGAUGUAAACAGGACCAGCUGGAUAUUACCAGUGCCCCUAGAUGUAAACAGGACCAGCUGGAUAUUACCAGUGCCCCUAGAUGUAAACAGGACCAGCUGGAUAUUACCAGUGCCCCUAGAUGUAAACAGGACCACCAGGAUAUUACCAGUGCCCCUAGAUGUAAACAGGACCACCGGGAUAUUACCAGUGCCCCUAGAUGUAAACAGGACCAGCUGGAUAUUACCAGUGCCCCUAGAUGUAAACAGGACCAGCUGGAUAUUACCAGUGCCCCUAGAUGUAAACAGGACCAGCUGGAUAUUACCAGUGCCCCUAGAUGUAAACAGGACCACCGGGAUAUUACCAGUGCCCCUAGAUGUAAACAGGACCAGCUGGAUAUUACCAGUGCCCCUAGAUGUAAACAGGACCACCGGGAUAUUACCAGUGCCCCUAGAUGUAAACAGGACCACCGGGAUAUUACCAGUGCCCCUAGAUGUUAA